GCGAUUUGUGAUUUCGGCUAUCGCGGUGCAUCUUCUUCCUCCCUGCAGACCUCAACUGACGCCAGCGACGCCACAGCCCAGCCCCCGCGCCUCCGUCCCUCUCGCCGCCGACCGCCGACCGCCGUGCAAGCACGAGGCCCGGCGAGUCGCAGCCAGCAGCCGAGACUCUUGCUCGCUUCCACGCUUCACAGCCGGUAGAUUAAUUCCGUCGUGUCCUCACGCCUCGAACGACACCUCCGUCUGGCUCGCCGAGUGCUCGACGCCGACUCGCUCGAUCCUGCACGCCGACCAGGUCCGUACAAGUCUCCACGACGUUUUGCUUUCUCCGGCGACUUGGAGAUCGGACGACUUAGCUGCUCUCGUCCCCGUUGAGUAUCACAUUGCUCUCAAGCUGGGAGAACUUCCUUGCUAUGCUCCUGCAAAAGUUCAUCUCUCUCGCGUAAUCAUUGAUAGAUAUUUGGCCAGAAAGGAGCCAUAUAGCUCGUGAAGAUCAUGAAAUCGUUAACGGAUGUGAUAAAUCAUAGAGUUUCUAAGCUCUAUUCAAUUGGCAUUGAUAGAUAUAUGGUAAUGGAACCAUGGAGGCAGGUGCGAUGCGUGAUGAUGUAGAGGUUGAGGAAGAAUAUGUGUUCCUUGAUCUUUACUCUGUCUCUGAGCAGUUUGACCUUCCGCCAGAUGCACCAUAUGUCUUGUCUGGUCUGGAUACAUUGAAUCCCAUAUUGGUCAUUGAUAACAAAUUGAAGCUGAUUGGGCAUUACGAGGAAACAAUAGGAACAUGUAUUGCUCUUACCGAAGAGAGUACUUCCCCCAUCAAUCCUGAAGCAACAGGACCAUCUGAAGCGAACAAAUCCUCUGGCAAAUGCAAUAUGAAUCCAAAUCAGUGUCCCAGCAAGCAAGUAAAACCAGUUGCCUGCAUCAAUAAGGUUCUCAAGUUUAAAUUAUUGGUAGAUACCGAUGUUCCUGAUGCAAGUGCUCAGCCAUUAAUGAAAGUUUUCAAUUAGUCAUCAAUCACAUGGAAAAUUGGUUGUCUUGUGGAUACGUUGGUAAGUUUUUCAAGCAUCCUUCUGAGGACAGGCCUCUAGAGAUAAAGAGGAGAAGACUACUGGUUUCUCUGGGACUUAGCAAUCACCAUAUUUCUAUCUGAAAUUAUUGGGGAAAACUCUUAGUCAGCAGUUCACAUCCUUGUGGAUGUGUGUUUCUGGGGUGCAAUUGCUGGUAUAGCCUGAAGCUUUCUUCACGAGCUUUUCAAAAUAAAGGACUGGCAUGCUUAAUGGGGUGGAUUAGUAGGUAGACAAAUCUUGAACUUUCCUUGUCAGGAUGAAUUGGAGAUUCAUUUCUAGACCCUCCAUAUGCUGCUGUUUUGUACUCAUGACUACUAGAACCAAAACAACCUCUGCACAGUAUGUAGCUUACAGGGCCAGAGACCCUACAUUUGAAAAACUCAUGGAGAAAUACAAAAACCUUCUCAAAGUGGUUGCAAUUCAAGACCUCAUUCUUGCUUCCAGCAACCCUUCAUCAUCAAUUUCAUUGGACUUCCUCAAUAGGCUCUCCCAGAAGCUCCACUUGAAUCGUGGUGCUGCCUCCUUCCUCCGCAAAUACCCCCACAUCUUCCAAAUAUUUUAUGAUACUAAUAAGUCUCAACCCUUUUGCAAAUUAACUGAUGCUGCCAUUGAAAUUGCCCUAGAAGAAAGUCAGGCUAUCAAAGCAUCAAUGCCCCUUGUUGUAGACCGAUUAGUUCGCCUUUUAUUAAUGACUUCUUCAAAGUCUUUGCCACUCCGUGCUGUUUUCAAGGUCUGGAGGGAGCUUGGUCUCCCAGAUGACUUUGAGGAUUCUGUGAUUUCUCAAAAUUCCAAUCUCUUCAGACUUUGUGAUGGUCAUGAACCAAGUACACAUAUCUUGAAGUUGGUUGAUGAUAUUCACGAAAAAAAUCAUCUUACAGCAGCAGUUGAGAAUUGGAGGGUUACUGAGUGUUGUAGAGAAGACAGUCAAGUUGAUAGAACUGAAAUUAGGUUCAGUUUCAAGCAUGGUUUUCCUCCGGGUAUGAGACUGAGCAAGGACUUGAAGGCUAAGGUUAAGCAAUGGCAGAGAUUGCCCUAUGUGGGGCCAUAUGAGGAGAUAGGGGAAAAGAGAAAGUCUAAGGCUGCAAUAAUGGCAUUGGAGAAACGAGCAGUUGCUAUUGUUCAUGAAUUCUUGAGUCUCACCGUGGAAAAGAUGGUCGAAGUGGAGAAGAUUAGUCAUUUUAGAAAAUGGUUCGAAAUAGAUAUGAAUAUUAGGGACUUGUUCUUGGAUCAUCCUGGGAUAUUUUAUCUCUCAACCAAGGGGAAGACACACACAGUGUUCCUUAGAGAAGCUUAUGAGAGAGGAUGUUUGAUCGACCCAAAUCCUGUUUAUGAGGCAAGGAGAAAGCUUCUUAAUUUAGUUCAGUUGGGACAUCGUGCAUUUUUUUCUGGUAGUCCAAUGAUAAGGGAUGCUGAUCAGAGCAAGGUGGAUGAGUUUCGAGGAAAAGAAUGAGGCCAAAGAAACAUGAGUUUUACUGCAAUUUGGACAGAUCCUCUCCAAGGAUGAGCUGCCUUGACCUCAUCCUUUUGUUUCCCUGGUUAUAAGUUUAGAAACAUAAAAGGAUGAAGAAGCUAACCUAUGAAGUAUGGACAAACGGUCAACUGAUUAGGGUUGUCUAAGAGGUUGGGUUUGUCCACAAAGUUUCAGAGAUUUAGAUACUUUGGCAUUUCUGGAUAUGGCCUAAUAAACUCCAUUCAAUCUGGUGCCCUAUCAUAUACAUAUGGACUCCUCGGGGGUAGUUUCUUGCUGAUGAUGGACAAUCUCAGGCGAGGCCGGCACAUAUUUGCAUGUUCCGAGGAUGCAAUGCAUCUAUUUGUGGUCACGCACAAGCAUAUCGGGUAUUAUUAAGUGGGCAGACAUGUCUGUAGUUACGUGUAGUGCUUGUUCUUUACUUGAAUGCAGCACUGUGUUAGGUAUAACACUGAAAUCAUUAUCUAGUUGUUAAAUUGUCAAAUUAUUGAGUUCCCACCUCAAAUGCUGUUGGUUGUUUUUGCCAUUUUGGGUUUCAAUUGUCAGUUCUGACUGUUGUGCAAAAGAUUGUAUGAUGUGUUUCUUAUGUCAGUGAAGGCCCUUUAGGCA
Molecule: messenger RNA, 3135 nt
Organism: Eucalyptus grandis
Lineage: Eukaryota; Viridiplantae; Streptophyta; Magnoliopsida; Myrtales; Myrtaceae
Product: protein ROOT PRIMORDIUM DEFECTIVE 1
Exons: 6
Coding region: 1315-2508 (397 amino acids)
Molecular function (GO): RNA binding
Source: RefSeq, a predicted model, not a curated record